Messenger RNA from Staurois parvus, 297 nucleotides. The record is from the annotation of a GenBank genome assembly. Lineage: Eukaryota; Metazoa; Chordata; Amphibia; Anura; Ranidae.
UCUGUCGUGUGAUCAGCUGUGUCCAAUCACAGCUGAUCACAUAUCAUCAGGGCAUUCAUGAUCAGUGUGCCCUGAUGAUCAGUGUAGCCCCAGCAGUGCCACCUGUCAGUGUCCAUCAGUGCCAGCUGUCAGUGUUCAUUAAUGCCACCUGCCGGUGCCCAUCAGUGCCACAUCAAUGUUACAUAUCAGUGCCCAUCUGAGCUGCCUUUCAGUGUUAUCUAUCAGUGCCAGUCAGUGCCACCUAUCAGUGCAGCCUAUCAGUGCCCAUGUGCUGCCCAUCAGUGUCGCCUAACAAUG